This is a messenger RNA of Trematosphaeria pertusa, 1681 nucleotides long. Its product is annotated as PQ-loop-domain-containing protein. The record is from RefSeq and is a predicted model, not a curated record. Bases 318 to 1436 code for a protein of 372 amino acids. Gene Ontology annotation, biological process: basic amino acid transmembrane export from vacuole. Gene Ontology annotation, cellular component: fungal-type vacuole membrane. The transcript has 2 exons. NCBI's taxonomy places the organism in Eukaryota, Fungi, Ascomycota, Dothideomycetes, Pleosporales, Trematosphaeriaceae.
AAACUUACGACUUUUAUCUCAUGAUCUAGAAUAUCCAUACGUACGGCGGCCCAUUUGUUUCCUUUUCGGGCUAUCACAUACUACGCUGGACUAGUAUCUCCACUUCGACAGUUUAAUUCCCCCGCGCGCCUGCGGCGGCUUUUCACGGGCUUCUUCCGCUUCACGGCUUUCAACGCUUUCGCCUCUCGCGUUUCCAUCGGCUUCACCAUUCCUUCCUUUGGGAGAUUUCUCCUCUGCUCGAAUUGCCAGACUUUUACUCAGUUAGAGGGAAGUGGGAGCAAGAGCAGCGGACACCACAUUCGCAUACGUCAUUAGAAAUGUUUCCUCCGUCCCAGGGAUUGCGUCUGGAUAUCGACGCAGUCAGUCAGAUAUGCGGCUCUGUUUCGAUUGCAUGUUGGAUAGUGGUCUUUUCGCCCCAAAUCAUUGAAAACUGGAGAAGGAGCUCAGCGGACGGCCUUUCGGUGGUUUUCAUCACGAUAUGGCUGCUCGGAGACUUCUUCAACAUAUUUGGAGCAGUGCUCCAGGGCGUUUUGCCUACAAUGAUUAUAUUGGCUGUUUACUAUACCCUGGCGGAUAUAGUAUUGCUCGCCCAAUGCUUCUGGUAUAAGGGGUUUACUCUUGUCGACAAGAUCGAGACGUCAGAGGAUGAGAAUGAAGGGGAGAGCUCAGCAACGGAACAGUCACCACUGCUCUCGGAUGCUGCUAGGCGCCAUCAUAACGGGAGUCCGUCCAAUAGCCAUGGAAAUGGGUACCACACUCCUCCGCGCAUAGGAGAUCUGGACAGAAGGCAUUCCAGUCAUUCUGUACACUCGUUCAGAGAACGCUUUCUCUCCAUCGACGGGACCCAUCUUUCUCCAGCCAUGCCGAUGCACCACGAGCCGGAUCCCAUGGAUCAGAGGAAUAAGCCGCGGCCGCCACCGAGGCCUCAGACCACCCUCCAAACGGUUCUCUUCAAUCUCGGCACCGUGAUUCUCGUGUGCGCCUCCGGCGUCUUUGGUUGGUGGCUCAGCGUCACCCGCGCCGGUCCUUCCCCACCCUCUGAUUCCGUCCCAGAAAUGCUGCAAUUCAACGUCUGGGGUCAGAUAUUCGGCUACAUCUGCGCCGCGCUGUAUCUGGGCUCCCGCGUCCCGCAGCUACUGCUCAACUACCGCCGCAAGUCGACCGAGGGCAUCUCCAUGCUGUUCUUCUUGUUCGCAUGCAUUGGCAACCUUACCUACGUUCUCAGCAUCGUCGCGUAUAAGCCAAUAUGCAAGAUACCCGGUAGGUGCGAGAAGGGAGAAUCAGGGGCGAUUUAUGGGAGGUAUAUCGCGGUGAAUUUUAGUUGGUUAUUGGGUAGCUUCGGGACGUUGGUGCUGGACGCGUGUGUAUUCGUGCAGUACUUCAUGUACAGGACGGAAGAUGAGAGCGAUGAGGAGGAAGAGGUGGAGGCGCAGUAAGUUUGGGGCGAAGAUUCCUGUGUAAAUAGAGAUCUAGUCCGCGCCGAUCAGAACUCUUGUAUACAAGCAUGGGGCGGCGACUAUCGUGUUCUGCGAUGCAUUCUUGGCGAAUUGCAAAAGUUUUGCAUCUGUGUAUGAAUAAACGGAGAUUGAAAGAGAUCGAAUCACCGUGGAUGCCCGACGGGGCUUGGUGACCAGAGUUCUGUGAUAGGCGAGUAUAGAGGUCCAUACUUUAAUCUUCGCUU